Molecule: messenger RNA, 3464 nt
Organism: Xiphias gladius (swordfish)
Lineage: Eukaryota; Metazoa; Chordata; Actinopteri; Istiophoriformes; Xiphiidae
Product: WD repeat-containing protein on Y chromosome-like
Molecular function (GO): protein binding; calcium ion binding
Source: RefSeq, a predicted model, not a curated record
CUCUGAAGUUGAGUCCCCACAAUGUGUUUGAGUAAACAGACAUAUGUCCCCACAAGGUCGGUAAUACAAGAACACAUACACACAGAAUUGUUUAUUUUCAAAUUUUUUCAAAUUCGACCAAUCAAAGCAACGGGAUUAUGGAAGGGAAUGAUGUCAUAAUGUGCCUUUGAAAUUUAGAUCAAAGGAACAUGAUGUCACUAGUGUGUGAAACUGCUUCUACACUGGAUGCCUAUCUCAUUUACACACACGCCUAGUAAAUUGGUUACUUGGACGUAACAAUGGAAAAACGCACAGACAUGUCGGAUGACCUACCUGAGAAGACUUCAAUGGACAGCAGAAGUACACUUGGAAAAACAUUGACCACUGAAGAUAUUAAAGAGGUUGUGAGGAUGUUUCGAGAGGCUGAUGCUGAUGGAUCUGGAGGGCUGGACAUGGAGGAAUUCUGUGUCGGGAUGGGGCAGUUAUUCGGCUCUGUGAAUGUGGAGGACCUCAAAAUCCUCCACAUGAAGAUUGACGCAAACUGUGAUGGAACUGUGGACCUUCUAGAGUUACUAAACUUCCUGCUUACUCAAAGGACGGGAUCAGAAGGUUUGGAUAAGAAAAAUCAGACCUUUCCCAGACCUAUCAAAAUCAUACCCGUGGAUCACUAUGGAUCCAUCGUCGGUCUGCUAUUCCGUCCCUCCGUGGAUGACAGGGAACCUGAUGGUGAUUCCGAGUUUACAACAGGACAAACCAGGACUUACCAGAAAGGUCAAUACCUCUCCAUCAGCUCAGAUGGUAGGUUCAACUUCUGGACCGACAGCUUUGACGCCUCAUACACAAUUUCGUUAUACAUCAAAUCAAAGACGACACUUCCUUUCUCUCAAGAGAAGAAAAUGCGUGUUAAUGACAUGGUGUACCUCAGAGAACUCAAACAGGUGGCUAUCUCCAGUACUGACAGGGAAUUGUUCUUCUACAAUUGCAAGGAGUUACCUGAGCUGUUGGCAAUCAGUCACUCUCUAAUAGUGGAAGAAAGCAUUGUGAAUGCCAUGAACUACCAGUCCAAUGGCACUAAAGCAGUGUUUUCCUUUGGUGAUACGGAAGGAUAUUUGUAUGUGUUUAUCUCCUACAAAAUACAGGCAAAUGGUCUCUUCUGUCCAAAGGCGUACGAGAGAAUUUCUCUGCGGGAGUACCCCACUGUUUAUGUUUCAGCCCUGUUAGAAAACCCCUCUGGAGACUUCCUGUGUGUUAAAGUCGCCAUCUUCAAUGAUACGUGCAGUCAGAUCCAAUACUUUCCCACGUUGGACUCAUUUGCCAUCUGCGGCAGCUUCUGUAAGACGAUGACCCUCGUUGCCCUCCAUAAGUCAUGCAAAACCAAAGUUUCAAAGAAAGUCUUCAAGAGCAGGGGAGUUUAUGGUUUUUUCGCAUGCGUUGAAUACUCCCCGUCAGCUGAGCGUCUGGUGACGGGUGGUACAGACGGCUUACUGCGGCUGUGGUUACCCGACCAAACCGUGUCCUAUGCACCCCCAUUAACAGGACACGUCAAACCCAUCACCCACAUUUUGUUUAAUGAUAAGGACAAAAUAUUUGUCAGUUUAUCCGAGGACAGGAAUGUACGUGUGUGGUCCGAGAAUGCCUGGCUGUGCAUUCAAAGCUUCUACGUUCGCGGUAUGGGACUGGCCCCGAUCUCCAGAGUCUUUUAUAACACACAUAACAAUGAGUUAGUCCUGGCUAACUCAAAUAUAGGAAAAUGCCUUGGAAGGGGAACAGAUGUUUUCAAAAACAUGUUAACAUCCCAUGACAAGCCCCUGUGCUCUGCACUAUAUCACAGCCUUUUCAAACAGGUCAUCUCUGUUUGCCAGGAUGGUGUGGUGACAGUGUGGGAUAUCCUAACAGGAGUGGCCAUCAUGCAGUUUAAAGUCACUCAGGAUCAGCAUGUGGGGCUCACUGCCAUGUCAUUUGACAAAACAGGGCGCAGACUAAUCACAGUUUCUCAGGAUAGGAAAGUGAGACUGUGGAACUUUAAUGAUGGAACAGAGCUUGGCGUUCAUCCUGUGACCGUGCCAAAGGAGGUGACAGGUAUCGUCUGCAUAAACAAUAGGUUGUUUGUGUCAGGAAGGAACUCCAAGAUCAUUUUUGACCUGGACAUGGAGCGAUAUGACAGCAGAUUUUUGGAGCACGAUUAUUUGGACGACAUUUCCUCCAUGGAUGUGCACGAAAACACACUGAUUACCGCCUCCAGCAAUGGAAAUAUCGUCAUCUGGGACGCCGACACGCUCGAGGCUCUCUACUGGCUUAAUGUCACUAAGAGCCCCAAAACACACAUAGCGGGCAAAAGUGCUCCAGGCCGGACUGGGAGUCUGGCUGUGGAGGAGAAGCCAAAACCUGUCAGAGACACUGGGAGAAUUCCGCUACAUAAAAAAUCUCCAGCUCUGACAGAGAAAAAGACUGGUGUGACUAUCAGUCCUCUCAUUAUAUGUCUGAGGACCAGGGCAGUCAGGGUCGACACAGCCACGCUGCUGACUUCUGCAGAAGGCUACAUCUAUGCCUGGUCUGUUAUUAGCAAGGGAGGGCUGUUAGGAAAGUUCCGGGCUGUGAAUGUUGAAGGAGCAGUCGUUGCCACCAUGUCAACCGAUGUCGCAUUUCAGAUACUACUCACGGGGGACAGUACCGGAAGGAUUUAUCUGUGGGACAUUCAGAGAUUUGGAUUUAGAAAAUGGGCAGACAAAGGGCCAUUUGAGGAUAUAAAUGGCUGGCGUGUGUCACUGUGUCCACCUCCACUGUUGGGCUCCUGGCAGUCCCAUCUUACACGGGUGGUGAGUGUUAUAUGUGAUACCGCUUGUAAAAACGUAAUUACAGCAGGUUUGGACUGCAAUGUCCGGCUAUGGACAAACGCAGGCCGCUGCCUAGGCCUCUUUGGAAGAGAUCGAUGGGAUGCCACACAACUCUGCGCUGAGGAGAAUGCUGACCAGGAACAGGCAGGAAAACCACGCACAGCAGAGACAACAAACAUUAAGAUGCCAUUGCCAGACUCUCACCAUCUCACCAGAGUCUCAUCAUCACCGUCCAUAUCACCACUACCUGACUUUCAAGACCUCUACAACAGAAUUGACGAGGCAACCAGAACGCCUCCGAUUAAGCCGACGGCAAGUGAUGAUCAAUUACAUGCAAGAUUUGAUGCUAAACAGCUCUGCCCUGGGUCUCCGCCAUCAUCACCACCAAUACCUGACCCUAAAAUCUUCGAGGAGAAAUUAAAUGAGUUAACACGUCAAUUGGCUGAACUUCAUGCCUUUGCUAAAAAGGAUAUAGGGUUUCCUGAAAUUCCCAAAAGCAUAGACGGAUUACAGAAGGAAAGUCUUUCGAAGACAAAGUUCAGCUCGCACAUAGCCAGACUAAGUUCAAGCCACACUCACCCCAGACCCCGCUCAUCAGAGGUGGCACUGACCUUAAGCAAAGCUCUCUUCCGACAGCACCUCCAUAUUUGA